UGCCCCCGCGCAGCCGGCCCCCCUCGGCGCAGCCCGCCAUCCAGCCCCCUUUGUCUCCCCCGCACCACCGGCUCCGCUGCCCGCCCGCCCUGCCGGGAGCCGCUAGUAGGAGCAGCAGCGCCGCCGCCGCCACCGCCGGGGGAAAGAGCGCCCGCCGCUGCUGAGGAGGGAGCGCGAGACCCAGCCAGAGUGUUUUGAUGGGAACUGGAAGCAGUUGGAUAGCAACCGAUCAACACAUUUAUUGCAAUGUGCAAUGAAGCCAGAGCAUCCUAGAAAAAUGAAAGAACCAUAGCUUCCAAUAGAAACUAUGUUCCAACUUCCUGUCAACAACCUUGGCAGUUUAAGAAAAGCCCGGAAAACUGUGAAAAAAAUACUAAGUGACAUUGGUUUGGAAUACUGUAAAGAGCAUAUAGAAGAUUUUAAGCAGUUUGAACCCAAUGACUUCUAUCUGAAAAACACUACAUGGGAAGAUGUUGGAUUGUGGGAUCCUUCACUUACAAAAAAUCAGGACUAUCGGACAAAACCCUUUUGCUGCAGUGCAUGUCCAUUUUCCUCAAAGUUCUUUUCUGCCUACAAAAGUCACUUCCGGAAUGUUCAUAGUGAAGACUUUGAAAACAGGAUCCUUCUCAAUUGCCCCUACUGUACUUUCAAUGCAGACAAAAAGACUUUGGAAACGCAUAUUAAAAUAUUUCAUGCUCCAAAUGCCAAUACACCAAGUGGAGGCAUCAGCACUUUUAAAGAUAAAAACAAGCAUGAUAGCCUUAAACCUAAGCAGGCUGACAGUGUAGAACAAGCUGUUUAUUACUGUAAGAAGUGCACUUACCGAGAUCCUCUCUACGAAAUAGUUAGAAAGCACAUUUACAGGGAACAUUUUCAGCAUGUUGCUGCACCUUAUAUAGCAAAGGGAAGUGAGAAGUCACUCAAUGGGAUUGUACCCUUAAGUUCCCGAGAAGAGGGCAUGAUUCACUGCAAACGCUGCCUUUUUAUGCCGAAGUCGUAUGAAGCUUUAGUACAGCAUGUUAUUGAAGACCACGAGCGUAUAGGAUACCAAGUGACAGCAAUGAUAGGGCAUACAAAUGUGGUAGUUCCAAGAUCCAAACCUUUAAUGCUAAUUGCUCCAAAACCACAGGAUAAAAAGCCUAUGGGACUUCCUCAGAGGAUGGGUGCCCUGUCCCCUGGAAAUGUCCGGUCUCUUCCAUCACAGCAAAUGAUGAACCGACUGAAUAUACCAAAGCCUACGUUGAAUUCUGGAGGAGUAAAUAUGAUGUCCAACGUCCAUUUGCAACCGAACAACUAUGGUGUGAAAUCGGUACCGCCAAGUUACGUUGGUCACACGGGAGGAAGGCUAAGUUUAACAGGUAGUUCUCCAGUUUCCCUAUCCCAGCAGUCUCAAUCAAUGAAGCAGUAUUCCCCAAGUGGAAACGGCCGACCUUACCCUCUCGGAGGGGAACCAAGAUCGCAGGCUACAGCAAGGUACUCUCUUUCGUCUGCCAACUCAUCUUCACUUUCAUCGGGCUCACUGAAAUCAACAUCAUUAGGUCAGUCUCAGGCAGCAUCCAGAAUAUUAUCGCAGUCCACACCCAAGCCUCUUGCCGUUGGCCCUAUAUGUACCACUUCUGCCAAUACUUCAUCAACUCAGAAAUGGAAGAUUUGUACAAUCUGCAAUGAGCUCUUCCCUGAAAACGUGUACAGUGUUCAUUUUGAGAAAGAGCACAAGGCCGAAAAGGUGCCCGCAGUUGCUAACUACAUCAUGAAAAUACAUAAUUUUACUAGCAAAUGUUUAUACUGUAAUCGCUACUUGCCUACUGACACGCUGCUCAACCACAUGUUAAUCCAUGGUCUGUCCUGUCCCUACUGCCGCUCAACGUUCAAUGAUGUUGAGAAGAUGGCUGCUCACAUGCGAAUGGUUCAUGUCGAUGAAGAAAUGGGGCCCAAAACUGAUUCCACGUUAACGUUUGAUUUGACGUUGCAGCAGGGUAGCCACACCAAUAUACACUUGCUUGUAACUACCUACAACUUGAGAGAUGCUCCUGCCGAAUCGGUCGCUUACCAUGCUCAAAAUACUGCUCCAGUUCCUCCAAAACCACAGCCAAAAAUUCAGGAGAAGACAGAUGUCCCUGUAAAAAGUUCUCCUCAAGCAGCAGUCCCCUACAAAAAAGAUGUGGGGAAAACCCUUUGCCCUUUGUGCUUUUCAAUCCUGAAAGGACCCAUUUCUGAUGCACUGGCCCAUCACUUAAGGGAGAGACAUCAAGUUAUUCAAACAGUUCAUCCGGUAGAGAAAAAGCUUACGUAUAAAUGCAUUCAUUGCCUUGGAGUGUACACGAGUAACAUGACUGCCUCAACUAUAACCCUGCACCUUGUCCACUGCAGGGGUGUGGGGAAGACUCAGAACGGUCAAGACAAAGGUAAUGUUCCCUCCCGACUAAACCAGUCUCCAGGUGCAGGACCUGUGAAACGUACUUAUGAACACAUGGAAUUCUCUCUGCUGAAGAAAAGAAAAAUGGAUGACGACGAUUCCCCUUCCGUCUUUGAGGAGAAGCCUGAAGAACCCGUAGUGCUGGCUUUAGAUCCCAAGGGUCAUGAAGAUGAUUCGUACGAAGCUAGAAAAACAUUUCUCACCAAGUAUUUCAAUAAGCAACCGUAUCCCAGUCGGAGGGAGAUUGAAAAGUUAGCUGCCAGUCUCUGGCUUUGGAAAUCCGACAUUGCUUCACACUUCAGCAACAAAAGAAAGAAAUGCGUUAGAGAUUGUGAAAGGUAUAAACUGGGUGUCUUGCUAGGUUUCAACAUGAAAGAACUGAACAAGGUUAAACACGAAAUGGAUUUUGAUGCUGAGUGGUUGUUUGAGAACCACGACGACGAGAAUUCCAGAGUCAAUCCUAGCAAAACUGUUGAUAAAAAGAUAAACCUAGAGAAAGAUAAUGAAAGUUCCUCAGACAGUUUUGAGAAUAUAGAACAGGAGUUCAACGAAAGCAAUAGUCCAUUUGCAGAAUCUGUGUCUAACUCUGGUCGCAAAACAUCUAUUAAUAGUAUAAAUGAGACACCAGAUGAAAGCAUAUCUAAGGAGACAACUGAAGAAGCCACUUUGGAGUCUCCGGAAAAAAUAGACCAAAAGGAGGAUGGAGACCCAAAAUACAAGGAGAGUAGCUCUGCAGAAGAACCAACAAAGCUGGUAGCUGAAGGUUCAGACAGUGAAGGUGACCAAGAAGAUCAAGAUGAUCCCAUUGAAUGGAAAGUAGAAGCAUCGCCAUCUGAAAGCGUACCUGGUUCUCAGCAAGUGUCUGACUUUGAAGAUAAUACAUCUGAAGUGAAACCAGAAACGUGGACGGAUGAAUCAUCCCAAAGUGAAGAUGCUACUAAUAGUAAACCAGUUGCAGAAACUAAAGGUGCCGCCUCUGAGAGUGACGAAGAACAGUCAAAGUGGAAGAAUAGUUCCUAUGGAAAAGUGGGCGAGUUUUGGUCCAAGGACCAGUCACAGUGGAAAAAUGCAACAGAAAUCGAAGAGAGCUUGUCAAAUCAGCAGAUGGAGUGGCAGAACAGCACAAUUGACAGCGAGGAUGGAGAACAGUUUGACAGUGUGACUGAUGGGGUUACGGAAUCGAUGCACAGCACCCUAACUGGGGUAGAGCUGAGUAGUCAGCAAGCAUAAGCUGUUAAAACUCGAGACUCCAUAUCUUCCACUUGACAACCGUCUAAACAUUUUCAUUUCAGAACGACUGCUAAGUUCAUUGUAAACUGGUACUGCCUUUUGAAUGCAAGGUCACCUGGUUAGCGGCUGCAAGGCUGCCACACCGAUUCCAGUUCUUAUUUCAAAGUAUGCUGUUGGCAAAUCUCACUUGAGAGUAUCUGCUGUGACGAGCACAGUAACUUAAUGUGAAAAUGGAUAUGUUGGUGGCUCCCAGUUGCUCACUGAAGAAAAGCAAAGGUUUUAUUUUAUUGGCAUUUUCAACAUAUUUCACUCUGUAUAUGUUCAGCUGUAUGUCUUUUUAAACAUUACCCUUUUUCACAUGGUAGUUUUAGGGCCAACAUAUGAGCUACCAAUUCAAUGUGUAUAGUAGGACUCUGGGGAAAUUGUUUUUUUUUCAUGUAUCAUUCUGAAUAGUUGAAAUGUAUAUUUGUACAGUCUUUUAGACCUAUUCAAGUGAUGCUUAUGCUAUUGUUCUUGUGUACCCAUCAUAGAUUUGGUUCUUUUUUCCUUUUUUUUAGUGUUGCCCUGCUGUGUAAUAAAUGCUGUAUCUAGUUUACCUAGCAAAAAGCUUGAAACUGCUAUAGUAAGAAUUUUGACAGACUUAGUUUUUGCACAUAACCUUGUACAAUCUCAAAACAGAGGCCAGCAACAUAAAAGUAUAUCUGGACUCUAUUGUAUUAUAGAAUUUUCUUGUUCUUGAAUAUCCUUGACAUUACAACUGAUGACUAUGUAUUUCAGAGCCAUUUUCUGAAAUCUUUUAAGCUAAAAAAAAAAUCACAUGCAAGAAACAAGUUUGCAGCUACUAAUUUUGACACCUUUUAGAUCUGUAUAAAAGUGUACUGUGUUAAAGCAGCAUACGGAAAUGAGUGCUGCAUUUUUGGAUAUUUAGUUUUAUCUUUAGUUAACACCAACAUGGUGUUGUAUUCAUUUAUACCAUCUAAUAUAUGACACAUUGUUGUAGUAUGGAUAAUUUGUGAUCUUUAUUUCCCCUUUGUAUUCAUUUAAGCAUCUAAAUAAAUUGCUGUAUUGUGCUUAAUGUAAA
Podarcis muralis (Common wall lizard) is the source of this 4727-nucleotide messenger RNA. The record is from RefSeq and is a predicted model, not a curated record. NCBI's taxonomy places the organism in Eukaryota, Metazoa, Chordata, Lepidosauria, Squamata, Lacertidae.